AUGUCUAAAGGAAAAGUUUGUUUGGCUUACUCUGGAGGUUUAGACACCUCAGUUAUCUUAGCCUGGUUAUUGGAACAAGGAUAUGAAGUAAUUGCGUUCUUGGCCAACAUUGGUCAAGAGGAAGACUUUGACGCUGCUGAAAAAAAGGCUCUAGCCAUUGGUGCCACCAAGUUUGUCGUUGUCGACGUUCGUAAAGAAUUUGUUGAAAAGGUUUGUUACCCCGCUAUUCAAGCCAAUGCGGUUUACGAAAAUGUAUACUUGUUGGGAACCUCAUUGGCUAGGCCAGUUAUUGCUCAAGCUCAGAUCAAGGUUGCUGAAGAAAAUGGAUGUUUUGCCGUGAGCCAUGGGUGUACUGGUAAAGGUAACGAUCAAGUUAGAUUCGAAUUGAGUUUCUACGCCUUGAAGCCAGAUGUUGUUGUGAUUGCCCCAUGGAGAGAUCCCGAGUUUUUCAAUAGGUUUGCCGGAAGGAAAGACUUGUUGGACUAUGCUGCUGAGAAAAAUAUACAGGUUGCACAAACCAAGGCAAAGCCAUGGUCUACUGAUGAGAAUUUAGCUCACAUCUCCUUUGAGGCAGGUAUCUUGGAGGACCCAAACACCACUCCACCAAAGGAUAUGUGGAAGUUGACUGUUGACCCAACGGAUGCUCCAAAUAAGCCCGAAACAUUUUCCGUUGUUUUCGAAAAAGGUUUGCCUGUUCAGUUGAUCUUGGAUGAGCAAAAGAAGACCAUUACUGAACCCGUUGAGUUAUUUACCGAAGCAAACGCUUUAGCCAGAAGGAACGGUGUUGGAAGAAUUGAUAUUGUUGAAAAUAGAUUUAUCGGUAUCAAGUCAAGGGGCUGUUACGAAACACCAGGUUUAACUUUGUUGAGAUCCACCCAUAUUGAUUUGGAAGGAUUGACUAUGGACCGUGAAGUCAGAGCCAUUAGAGAUCAAUUUGUAACACCUACGUGGGCCAAGAUAUUGUACAAUGGUAUGUAUUUUACCCCUGAAGGUGAAUAUGUCAGAUCUAUGAUCCAACCGUCUCAAAACACCGUUAAUGGUGUUGUUAGAGCUGCUUGCUACAAAGGAUCGUUGUCGAUCUUGGGAAGGUACUCAGACACUGAGAAGUUGUACGAUGAAACAGAAUCUUCAAUGGAUGAAUUGACUGGUUUCUCUCCUGAAGACACAUCUGGAUUCAUUGCUGUCCAAGCUAUCAGAAUCAAAAAGUAUGGUGAAGCUGCCAGAGAAAAAGGUAAUCAUUUGCAGCUUUAA
This is a messenger RNA of Lodderomyces margitis, 1251 nucleotides long. RefSeq names its product argininosuccinate synthase (gene ARG1). Lineage: Eukaryota; Fungi; Ascomycota; Pichiomycetes; Serinales; Debaryomycetaceae. The transcript has a single exon. The record is from RefSeq and is a predicted model, not a curated record. Gene Ontology annotation, molecular function: ATP binding; argininosuccinate synthase activity. Bases 1 to 1251 code for a protein of 416 amino acids. Gene Ontology annotation, biological process: urea cycle; L-arginine biosynthetic process. Gene Ontology annotation, cellular component: cytoplasm.